Messenger RNA from Paramuricea clavata, 1724 nucleotides. The record is from the annotation of a GenBank genome assembly. Lineage: Eukaryota; Metazoa; Cnidaria; Anthozoa; Malacalcyonacea; Plexauridae.
AUGGUCAGCUGGGAACAGAUGAGAAGACAUUGGAUUGGCUUUGCUUAUAAAAUUUCAGAAGAAACAGGUAGAAAUGUCAAAACGUAUUUAAACAAGUUCGUUGCAAACAAUCGUGGAUUUUCCUUUACUAUAACACAGUUGUACGACGAGCUGUUUCACGUUUGUAUCACAACUGACCAAUGUUUAGAUAUCAAACGUAAAUUAGAAAAGAAGUUAAAGACGUUCGAGCUAAAGUUACCAGACGUUCGAACACAGGAAUUGUUUCCUGGAGGAGCAAGGCAACAAAAAUCGGUUAGAAACGCUCAUGAAUUCCGCCAAUUACGUGAAAACGAUGUGGCUGAAAUGAACAAACCGAUUAUCAGAAGAAAACACGAAGAAGCACAAAAUCACUUUGUCUUGGUGAGAAAUGCUUUCAGUAUACAGGAUGAAAAAGAUUUCUUGGCAUUUGAUAUCGAGGCGUACGAGCACGAUCACUCGCAGGUUCUUGAAAUCGGCUACGUCAUUGUUCGUUUCUCGCCUGUACGACAUCGCACAGAAGGUAAUCUUCCCAAGGCAGAAGUGAUCAGUCGGGAACAUCUGAUAAUUGAAGAGAAUCUUCACUUCAAGAACAAAGAUAACGUUCCAGACAACAGAGAUGGAUUCAAGUUUGGUGUUUCGAAAACCUUGUCGCUGGAGGAUGCAGUGGAAAGGUUUUUAUUUGUAAAUUAAGGGCGAUUUAGACUACAACUUUUGCCUAAAACCGUCCCAUGCAACCUGCUUAAAACUUUAGUUAUUACUGUGUAAAUCAAGCACAAAUACUUUAAACAUGUAAAUCAAGAGCCAUACAGUUAAAAUGUUACCCAGUAAAUUAUUAUAAUCAUCAUUUUCGUGUGCGAGGAGACCUUCUCCAUGAAAUAUUUUUAAUUGGGUUUCAACGGAUGUCUAUCACUUUUCUAUUUACUGAGGUUCAUUAUUAGUUCAUAUUAUUUUAUAUUUCAAAUGUUUACACUCGUUAAGGCGUGUUUACACGGUGAAAGUUUCUGUGAUCCAAUAGGAAUUUUGCUAGGGUAAACUGUAAGUUUUAAAGGAUUUGUAAGAAAUGUUUGAGGGAAUUGACUCACUGUUUAACACAGUCAGUUUCCUCAAACAUUUCUUACAAAUCCUUCAAAUUUACCUAUGCAAAAUUCCAACUGUGAUCACAGAAACUUUGAAAGUGUAAACCAGCCCUUAAUCUUCCCUUAAUAUCAUGAUUAUCAUUACUAUUAUUACUAUUAUUUAAAGGUUUCGUGAAGAUGUAAGAGAAAGUGAUUACAUUCUUGGUCAUUCAGUAAAACAUGACGAUGCUUACCUCAGAAAUAUAGGCGUCGAUUUGAGCGUCCUUGGUAAAGAUAUGUUCGACACUCAAGUCGUCCAAACCUACAAGGAAAGUUUGAAAGAAAGUGAGAAAUAUUUCAUGCGUGGUCUGUCUCAUUUGUUGAGAGAAUACAAGGUUAAUUAUCAAAAGAGUGAUCUACAUAACGCUGGUUGUGAUGCCUUCUACACGAUGAUGGUGUUUCUACGACAGAUAGAAUACAGUGCUGAGGAAGUCAAUACCAUCAUCGCAUCUCAAUGGGAACGCACAGAUUUUCUUAGGAAUAUUGAUUUUAAUAACAGUAACCACAUCGAAUGUAUUUUAGUUUAGUACUUUGUUUUAUCUUAAUACUAUAAAAUUUGUAAAAUUAUCUUAAUAUUGAAAUUUAGAUAUA